Molecule: messenger RNA, 1526 nt
Organism: Menidia menidia (Atlantic silverside)
Lineage: Eukaryota; Metazoa; Chordata; Actinopteri; Atheriniformes; Atherinopsidae
Source: the annotation of a GenBank genome assembly
AGGAUUUUUGGGCCCUCCUCGUGCGCAUCUCUGGAUGGGGAAGGGGGGGUUUGGAUGAGUGGAGGAAUGAGGAGAUGUGGGGGGGGGAGGAGGAGAAUCACAUCAGUCUGCGGGUCACCUCCUCCUCUUCCUCCUCUUCCUCCUCCUCCUCCUCCUCCUCAUCACUCUGCGCCUUUUCUCCAUUCGGAUCGGACCCUAACCCGGCACCGGGAGCUCCAAACCCCGCCGGACCGGGACCGGGACAGAGCCAGCAGCAAGGCCGGAGGUGGUGGGGGGGGGACCGGCCGCGGGCCCCCGUCAUGCUGGGCACGGUGAAGAUGGAAGGCCACGAGGCUCCGGACUGGAGCGGAUACUACAGCGAGGAGGUCUACUCCCCGAUGGCGGCCGGAGGGAUGGGAUCCGGUCUGGGUAUGGGCUCCAUGCCCGGCUACAUGUCCAGCGGCGGAACCACGUCAGGCUCCUUCAACAUGUCCUACAGCGCCACCGGGCUGAGCCCCUCGCCCGCGGGGGGGAUGGGGGGCUCUGCCCCGCCGGCCAUGUCGGCCCUGGGUGGGGGCGUGGGCUCCAUGGGCGGGGCGCUGAGUCCCACCGGUAUGAGCUCGGUGUCGGCCCAGCAGGCCUCCAUGGGCCUGAACCCGUACGGCGGGAUGAGCCCCGCCAUGAGCCCCGGCAUGGUGUACGGCGGGGGCGGCGGGCUGAACCGCGCCCGCGACAACAAGGCCUUCCGACGCAGCUACCCGCACGCCAAGCCCCCCUACUCCUACAUCUCGCUCAUCACCAUGGCCAUCCAGCAGGCGCCCAGCAAGAUGCUGACGCUGAGCGAGAUCUACCAGUGGAUCAUGGACCUCUUCCCCUACUACCGGCAGAACCAGCAGCGCUGGCAGAACUCCAUCCGCCACUCGCUGUCCUUCAACGACUGCUUCGUCAAGGUGUCCCGCUCGCCGGACAAACCGGGCAAGGGCUCGUACUGGACCCUGCACCCGGACUCUGGGAACAUGUUCGAAAACGGCUGCUACCUGCGCCGUCAGAAGAGGUUCAAGUGUGAGAAGAAGAUUCGGACGGCAGGAAGGAGCACGGGGGGUCAGGGGGGGGGCCGAGGAGCAUCUCCUGCCGGAGACUCCGUCAAACCCGCGGGACUGAUGGACUCGUCUGGACCUUCCUCCAGCCAGGGAGCCUCCCCCUCUGGCCUGGAUUUGAGAGGAGGUAUCGUCGGGGUGUCGGAUCUGAAGGUGUCCGGCCCCCAGCUAAUGUCGUCCCUGUCGCUCCCCCCUCACGCCAUGGCCCACGAGUCCCCUCUGCACAUCAAAGGGGACCCCCACUACUCCUUCAACCACCCGUUCUCCAUCAACAACCUCAUGUCGUCCUCAGAGCAGCAGCACAAACUGGACCUGAAGGCGUACGAGGCGCUGCAGUACUCUUCGUACAACGCCGGGGGGGCCUCAGGUCUGGGGGGGAGAACCAUGGAAUCUCUAGAGGCGUCUUACUACCAGGGGAUGUAUCCUCGGCCCCUCCUGAACAGCUCCUCA